GAAGGUAUUGCAUCUCUUUGAGCCUGUUUCUUCACGUAAAAAUGGAGUGACCACGAACCCAUGAGAGCUUUGUGAAGAUGAAGUGAGACGACGUCGCCUGCCCCACAGCCCUAUGGUGGAAAGGGUAGUGAUGCAUUCGGGAAAGGGGAAGCCUCCCGCGGCUCCCUCUUCUGUUUUCUGACCGGUUUCCAGGAGGUCCGCCGCAUCAGGCCCGCUUUACCGAAAGAGAAACUGAGGCCCAGAAAGGCAACAGGACAGCCCAGGGUGCUGCAGGCUGGGGCUAGAGCGCCGGGCCUGCGUCCAGCGCUUCGCCUGCCCCUCCGAGCACCAGGCCCAGCGCUGCAGCAGGCAUCAUGGCCAUGGACGUGGCAGAAUACCACCUGAGCGUCAUCAAGAGCCCUCCUGGCUGGGAGGUGGGUGUCUACACGGCGGGGGCCCUGGCGCUGCUGGGAAUUGCAGCUGUGAGCCUGUGGAAGCUCUGGACUUCAGGGAGCUUCCCCAGCCCCUCCCCGUUCCCAAACUACGACUAUCGGUACCUUCAGCAGAAGUACGGCGAGACCUGCGCGGAGGCUCCGCAGAAGAGAGCGCCUGCCUGGGCCGGCCAGCGGGCCAGCACUCGGGGGCCGCCCAGUCGCAAAGGCAGCCUCAGCAUUGAGGACACCUUCGAGAGCAUCAGCGAGCUGGGGCCCCUGGAGCUGAUGGGCCGGGAGCUGGACCUGGCCCCCUACGGGACCCUCCGCAAGUCCCAGUCGGCUGACUCCCUGAACUCCAUCUCCUCGGUGAGCAACACCUUCGGGCAGGACUUCACGCUGGGCCAGGUGGAAGUGAGCAUGGACUACGACGCCGCCUCCCACACCCUCCACGUGGCCGUGCUGCAGGGCAAGGACCUCCUGGAGCGCGAGGAAGCCAGUUUCGAGUCCUGCUUCAUGCGCGUCAGCCUGCUGCCCGAUGAGCAGAUCGUGGGCAUUUCCCGGAUCCAGAGGAAUGCCUACUCCAUCUUCUUCGAUGAGAAGUUCUCCAUCCCCCUGGACCCCGCAGCCCUGGAGGAGAAGAGCCUGCGCUUUUCCGUGUUUGGCAUUGACGGGGACGAACGCAACGUCAGCACGGGGGUGGUGGAGCUGAAGCUGUCCGUCCUCGACCUCCCGCUGCAGCCCUUCAGCGGCUGGCUCUACCUGCAGGACCAGAACAAGGCUGCCGACGCUGUGGGCGAGAUCUUGCUGUCUCUCAGCUACCUCCCCACGGCCGAGCGCCUCACCGUGGUGGUGGUGAAGGCCAAGAAUCUCAUCUGGACCAACGACAAGACCACAGCGGACCCCUUUGUCAAAGUGUACCUGCUUCAGGACGGGAGGAAGAUGAGCAAGAAGAAGACGGCCGUGAAGAGGGACGACCCAAACCCAGUGUUCAACGAAGCCAUGAUCUUCUCGGUGCCCGCCAUCGUGCUCCAGGACCUGUCUCUCCGUGUGACGGUGGCUGAGAGCAGCAGUGAUGGCCGAGGGGACAACGUGGGCCAUGUCAUCAUCGGGCCGUCAGCCAGUGGCAUGGGCACCACGCACUGGAACCAGAUGCUGGCCACGCUGCGCAGGCCCGUGUCCAUGUGGCACCCCGUUCGGCGAAACUAGCAGCCGGCAAACGGGCCAAGGUGGGCACUGAGCUGCCUGGGGCCCGGCGCGAGCUCCGCUCUGAUGCCCCUCCGGAGUCCAGCGGGAGCCGUAAAUGCUGGGGUCUCCCACUGGAGCCCCCGUGAGACGUCUUGGUCCAUCUGUCCAGACUGCAAUAGAGGAGCGGGCCUGGCCGGGUGUCUAGCGACCCAGGAUUUUCUUCC
This is a messenger RNA of Suricata suricatta (meerkat), 1822 nucleotides long. RefSeq names its product synaptotagmin 12 (gene SYT12). The transcript is spliced from 8 exons. Gene Ontology annotation, biological process: calcium-ion regulated exocytosis; cellular response to calcium ion; regulation of dopamine secretion. Lineage: Eukaryota; Metazoa; Chordata; Mammalia; Carnivora; Herpestidae. The record is from RefSeq and is a predicted model, not a curated record. Gene Ontology annotation, molecular function: phosphatidylserine binding; calcium-dependent phospholipid binding; SNARE binding. Bases 354 to 1619 code for a protein of 421 amino acids.